AUGAGAGGGAUACGUAUACUUCCUACGGCGAUACUCUUUGCACAGGUACAUCUGACGAUAGCCACGAGAUAUCCUCUAUAUCAUCGACAUUUAUCCUAUCAACCUGAAUCGUUUGUACCGUAUGGACAUGUCGAGAUAACACCCCCUCAAGCUCUUGAUACGUCUUCAGAGACGUCCGUCCUGAAUUCAAAAGAAAGCUGGAACGUGUCGCUUGAUAUUGCAGAAGCGGAGGAUUUACAGUGGGAGCGAGAGUCUGGCGAUGGACGGAAUGAGAGUCAAGGAGGGAUGGAAUUAGGAUGGUAUCAGAUCAUGUUGGAGGAUGAUGGAAGAGAGUUGAUAGGAUCUACCAAAGUAUGUUAUCUCUCCACAUCUAUCCCUAACAUACAUAUCCAUCUAUCCACCAUCGGAAAACCUAUUUCAUUAUCCCUUUCUUCCUCACAUAUCCCAAAAAACGGAUCAUGUCCUCUAAUAAAUAUCCCAAUCACUUCAGUCCGAAUUAAGGACCAAAUUCUAAAAGUGAUACUUGAUUAUCCUAUUGUUGUUCAAGAACCAAAAUUAUCCCCUCCACCAAACUUAGAUCCAUCUGGUCUUCCCAUGAUCCCUCCACCGGAGAAAACGUUUUUACAAAAGUAUUGGAUGCCUUUAUUAGGUGUGGGAGUGUUCUUAGUUUCUCAAAUGGCUGAUCCUGAUCGAGGAGGGGGAGGGGGAGGGGGAGGGGGAACACGAUGA
Molecule: messenger RNA, 729 nt
Organism: Tremella mesenterica DSM 1558
Lineage: Eukaryota; Fungi; Basidiomycota; Tremellomycetes; Tremellales; Tremellaceae
Exons: 3
Coding region: 1-729 (242 amino acids)
Source: RefSeq, a predicted model, not a curated record